Molecule: messenger RNA, 623 nt
Organism: Phyllotreta striolata
Lineage: Eukaryota; Metazoa; Arthropoda; Insecta; Coleoptera; Chrysomelidae
Source: the annotation of a GenBank genome assembly
GAAGAAUCAAAAUAAAAACGUGGUUUCUGUUUGUGUUUAGUUCUUUUGCUAUUUUUGAAUUAAUAUUUGGUAUUGAAACAUGGGAAAAACGAGUGAAGUAGAAGCAGAAACUACCAUAAAGGAAGAACCUAUAGAUGAACUAUCACACGAGGAGAAAGUAGCUAAUUGCAAUCAAAUUAGUAAACCAAUGGCUUCAAAGAAGCUAGCUAAGAAGUGCUACAAAUUAAUCAAAAAAGCUGUUAAACAAAAAUCGUACACGAGAUGCGGUUUAAAGGAUGUUCAAAAACGUCUACGAAAGGGCGAAACCGGCAUUGUUGUAUUCGCUGGUGAUAUUUGGCCAAUAGACAUUAUGUGCCACUUACCUGUGGUAUGUGAAGAUAGAGAUAUUCCUUACGUAUAUGUUCCAAGCCGCAAGGAUUUGGGCGGUGCUCUGGGCGUUAAACGAGGAUGCUUGACCGUCUUGAUAAGACCUCACAACGAGUACAAAGAAUACUACGAUGAUCUUCACGAAGAAAUCAAACAUUUAGCUGUUCCGUUGUAGAUAUAAGUUUAUGUUAUAGUUUUUUUUUUAAAUAAGGAUACAUGAUUGAGUUACAUAAAGUUUUUUAGCUAUUCUAAUUUUU